Messenger RNA from Hipposideros armiger (great roundleaf bat), 18519 nucleotides. RefSeq names its product dystonin (gene DST). Gene Ontology annotation, cellular component: cytoplasm; hemidesmosome; membrane. The record is from RefSeq and is a predicted model, not a curated record. The transcript has 67 exons. Gene Ontology annotation, molecular function: structural molecule activity; microtubule binding. Lineage: Eukaryota; Metazoa; Chordata; Mammalia; Chiroptera; Hipposideridae. Gene Ontology annotation, biological process: intermediate filament cytoskeleton organization; hemidesmosome assembly; wound healing. The annotation marks the transcript as partial.
GCAAAGUCCCUGCCUCGUCGCCGUCUGCUGAGUCAUGGUGAGCGCUCCCCGCAGCCCUGGAUCACUUGCAUAGCGAGGCUGGCGCGCGGUGCGCAGCCAUUGGGCUGGGCGCGGGGCCGCGUGCGCCGGGCAUGACGCGCUGAGCCGCGCUCGCCCGUGCCCGCCGCUCCGGCUUGCGCCCCGCGCGGGUGCUUGCUCCGCCGCACUCCAGCCCCGCCGCCCCGCUGCCUCCGCCUCGCCCGCACCAUGAUCGCCGCGGCGUUCCUGGUCUUACUGAGACCCUACAGCAUCCAGUGUGCCCUCUUCCUCUUGUUGCUUCUGCUGGGCACCAUCGCCACCAUCGUCUUUUUCUGCUGCUGGCAUCGCAAGCUCCAGAAAGGGAGGCAUCCGAUGAAAUCGGUCUUUUCGGGUCGUUCAAGGAGCCGAGAUGCUGUUAUGAGAUCUCACCACUUUCGUUCUGAGGUAAUUUAUUUAGCGCGCACGCUCAAGGGAUUCAGAGCAAGCCCUCGGCAUAUUAGAAGACGAGCUGCAGCGGCUGCAGCUGCCCGCCUGGAGGAAGCCAAGCCUGUGGUGGAAGUUCACCAUCAGAGCGAGCAAGAAAGUUCAGCGAGGAAACGAAGAAUCAAGAAGAAUAGCCGAGUGCAGCCAGAAUUUUAUCACUCCAUUCAAAGUGCUGCAACCAGAAGGCCUAGUUCUGGGAACGCGUCCUAUCGCUGCUCUAUGUCUUCCUCUGCGGAUUUUUCCGAUGAGGAUGAUUUCAGCCAAAAAUCUGGCUCAGCAUCUCCAGCUCCUGGGGACACCUUACCCUGGAAUUUGCCUAAACAUGAGAGAUCGAAAAGAAAGAUUCACGGGGGCUCAGUGCUGGACCCUGCUGAGAGGGCAGUGCUUAGGAUAGCAGAUGAACGGGACAAAGUUCAAAAGAAAACGUUUACAAAAUGGAUAAAUCAGCAUCUCAUGAAGGUUCGAAAACAUGUGAAUGAUCUCUAUGAAGACUUAAGGGAUGGACACAACUUGAUCUCUCUUUUAGAGGUUCUUUCGGGAGACACCUUGCCCAGAGAGAAAGGUCGGAUGCGUUUUCACAGACUACAGAAUGUACAAAUUGCACUUGACUAUUUGAAAAGACGCCAGGUGAAAUUAGUGAAUAUUAGAAAUGAUGACAUAACAGAUGGAAACCCCAAACUGACUUUGGGAUUAAUAUGGACAAUAAUUUUGCACUUUCAGGUAAGCCCAGUUUUUCUUAAUUGUCAUUUCUUUUAUCCUCUCCUUGUGUUUUCAAGUGGUUCAUAUGAAGGAGCUGAGAAAGAAGAACAAUACUUAGAUCCUGCCAAAUCUCCUUUGAGCCCUGAAAAAUAUUCUCCUGGAAGAAGAUAUUUCAGAAGAAAACCCAUCAAGAAAAUUGUAGGUGACACCAAGCCAGCAGAGCCCAACAAUGAAAAUGAAGGGACGGAGAGGAGCAGCAUUCAGCUCUCAGAAGAACAGCCCGCUCUUUUAUCCAGGGGCCUGGUACGGGAAGAAUCUGUUUCCCCAGUCCUCAGGCUGGGAGAUGGCAUGCAGCAGGGAGAGACAGAAGUUGUAGUUGACCGUGUUAAACAGAAACUUCUGCCGAGCGCUGCAAGCGCUUCGUUUUCCCAUGUGAACGUUUCUCCUGCUAAAGACAGCGAACCACAAGUUAAAGUUAGUGAACUGGAUGAAACGAUUACAGAAAAAGACAGCUCUGCGUGUUGUGCAGAGAGGAAGAAACAUUCAGAUGAUGUCAGCACAAGAGAAAUAACAUUCCAGAGAAAAACAGAGGUUUUUUCUUUCCGAAAGGCAGCCAGCUUACGUUCCCUUCACUGGGGUACAGAGAGAUCACUUGAAAAAAGUGGGUUUUCUGAAGACCCGUUAGAAAAGCAUGGCACUGGUCAAGAAAAGCAAAGCAUUGAGAGAUUUUGCCCUCAUGCAAUACAUUCUUUUUGUUCUGAAAAAAAGAGAUGUCAUUCCCUCUGUACUAAUGUGUCCUCUACUUCCAAGGAUACAGAUGGAAAUGAGUUCAUGCGUCUUGACUUUUCCUAUGCUGUAGCCUUUGGAAAUGUAGCUGCAUUGCCGGACCUGAUAGACAUGAAUACUGUUGCUGUUCAAAGCAACCUUGCAAAUUUAGAGCACGCUUUUUAUGUAGCCGAAAAAAUUGGUGUUAUAAGACUUCUGGACCCUGAAGAUGUUGAUGUCUCCUCCCCUGAUGAAAAAUCAGUAAUAACUUAUGUGUCAUCUCUCUAUGAUGCAUUUCCUAAAGUCCCUGAAGGUGGGGAAGGCAUCGGAGCAAAUGCACUUUAUAAUCAGUAUUUACAGUUUAAAGAAACAGAAAUUCCACCAAAGGAGACAGAAAAAUCAAAAAUUAAACGCCUAUAUAAAUUGUUAGAGAUUUGGAUAGAAUUUGGACGCAUCAAACUCCUUCAAGGUUAUCAUCCAAAUGACAUAGAAAAAGAGUGGGGGAAACUCAUUAUUGCCAUGCUUGAGAGGGAGAAGGCGCUGCGUCCAGAGCUAGAAAGGUUGGAAAUGUUGCAGCAGAUCGCUAACCGAGUUCAGAGGGACAGUGUCAUCUGUGAAGACAAACUGAUCCUUGCCCGAAAUGCUCUCCAGUCGAGAAAAUGGAGGGUUGCAAAACUGCGUGAUGAAAUUAUGGCCUUAAGGAACGAAUGUUCCUCAGUGUACAGCAAAGGGCGCAUGCUGACAACAGAACAGACGAAGCUCAUGAUAUCAGGAAUCACUCAAAGUUUAAACUCAGGAUUUGCACAGACCUUAAACCCCAGUCUGAACUCAGGGCUGACCCAGAGUUUAACGCCUUCCCUGACCCCUUCUAGUGUGACAUCAGGCCUGUCGUCAGGUCUGACCUCCCGCCUGACUCCCUCCCUCACUCCAGCCUAUACACCUGCUUUCCCAGGAUUAGUUCCAAAUUUCAAUUCAGGAGUAGAGGCAAAUUCAUUGCAAACCCUGAAGUUGAUGCAGAUCAGAAAGCCCCUUCUAAAGUCAUCUUUGUUGGAUCAGAAUUUAACCGAAGAGGAAAUCAACAUGAAAUUUGUUCAGGAUCUUUUGAGUUGGGUUGAUGAGAUGCAGGUGCAGUUGGACCGUACUGAAUGGGGAUCAGAUUUGUCAAGUGUCGAAAGCCAUUUAGAAAAUCACAAAAAUGUUCACCGAGCUAUUGAAGAAUUUGAAUCUAGCCUUAAAGAAGCUAAGAUCAGUGAGAUCCAAAUGACGGCACCUCUUAAACUAACUUACGCAGAGAAGUUGCACAGACUAGAGAGUCAGUAUGCAAAACUCUUGAAUACAUCCAGAAAUCAGGAACGGCACCUUGAUACACUCCAUAACUUUGUAUCUCGUGCAACUAAUGAACUUAUUUGGUUGAAUGAAAAAGAAGAAGAGGAAGUUGCUUAUGACUGGAGUGAAAGAAAUACCAACAUCGCUCGGAAAAAAGAUUACCAUGCUGAAUUAAUGAGAGAACUCGAACAAAAGGAAGAAAAUAUUAAGUCAGUUCAGGAGAUAGCAGAGCAGCUACUUCUGGAAAAUCACCCAGCCCGGUUAACUAUUGAGGAAGAGAAAGAAGAACUUUUGCAGUACAAAAGCACCGUGGCCAGUCUAAUGGGGAGAGCAAAAACAGUAAUUCAGCUGAAGCCAAGGAACCCUGAGUGUCCACUCAAAACUUCUAUUCCGAUCAAAGCCAUCUGUGACUACAGACAAAUCGAGAUAACCAUUUAUAAAGAUGAUGAAUGUGUUUUGGCGAACAACUCUCAUCGUGCUAAAUGGAAGGUCAUUAGCCCUACUGGGAACGAAGCGAUGGUCCCGUCUGUGUGCUUUACAGUUCCUCCACCAAACAAAGAAGCGGUCGACUUUGCAAACAGAAUUGAGCAACAGUAUCAGAAUGUCCUUACUCUUUGGCAUGAAACUCACAUAAACAUGAAGAGUGUGGUAUCCUGGCAUUAUCUCGUCAAUGAAAUCGAUAGAAUUCGAGCUAGCAAUGUGGCUUCAAUAAAGACUAUGUUACCAGGUGAACAUCAGCAAGUUCUGAGUAAUCUGCAGUCUCGUUUUGAAGAUUUUCUGGAAGAUAGCCAGGAAUCCCAAAUAUUUUCAGGCUCAGAUAUAACACAACUGGAAAAGGAGGUUAAUGUAUGUAAGCAGUACUAUCAAGAACUUCUUAAAUCUGCAGAAAGAGAGGAGCAAGAGGAAUCAGUUUAUAAUCUCUACAUCUCUGAAGUAAGAAACAUUAGACUUCGGUUAGAGAACUGUGAAGAUCGGUUGAUUAGACAGAUCCGAACUCCACUAGAAAGAGACGAUUUGCAUGAAAGUGUGUUCAGAAUCACAGAGCAGGAGAAACUAAAGAAAGAGCUGGAGCGUCUUAAAGAUGAUUUGGCAACGAUCACAAAUAAAUGCGAAGAAUUUUUCAGUCAAGCAGCAGCCUCUCAGUUACGGGACUUAGAAGGCAUUGGCAAAUCGCUGAAGUACUACAGAGAUACCUAUCACCCUUUAGAUGAUUGGAUCCAACAAGUUGAAAUGACUCAGAGAAAGAUUCAGGAAAAUCAGCCUGAAAAUAGUAAAACCCUAGCCACACAGUUGAAUCAACAGAAGUUUUUCAAUGAUGCCAAAGAAGCUACUGAUUACUUAAGGAACCUGAAAGAUGCCAUUCAGCGGAAGUACAGCUGUGACAGAUCAAGCAGCAUCCACAAGCUGGAAGACCUUGUUCAGGAAUCAAUGUUCAUGGACCUACGGACGCGGUAUACUGCUCUGCUCACUCUCAUGACACAAUAUAUUAAAUUUGCUGGUGAUUCAUUGAAGAGACUGGAAGAGGAAGAGAAGUCACUGGAAGAAGAAAAGAAAGAGCAUGUUGAAAAAGCCAAAGAAUUACAGAAAUGGGUAUCAAAUAUCAGCAAGACCUUGAGAGAUGGAGAGAAGGCUGGAAAAUCUCCCCUCUCUAAGCAAAAGAUUUCCAGUGAAGAAAUAUUAACCAAGAAGGAACAAUUGUCUGAGGCACUUCAAACCAUGCAGCUCUUUUUAGCUAAACAUGGAGACAAAAUGACAGAUGAAGAAAGAAAUGAAUUGGAAAGACAAGUGAAAGCUCUUCAGGAAAGUUCUAAUUUAUUCUUUAGUGAAUCUUUGAAACAACUACAAGAAUCGCAAACCAUAGAAGAUGCAAAGGUAGAGGAGAAGCUGGAUAAAGUGAUUGCAGGCACCAUUGACCAGACAACUGGAGAAGUCCUUUCAGUCUUUCAGGCAGUUUUAAGAGGCUUCGUUGACUAUGACACAGGAAUCAGGUUGCUUGAGACACAGCUAAUGAUUUCUGGUCUGAUUUCACCAGAAUUAAGAAAAUGCUUUGACCUCAAAAGUGCUGAAAGUCAUGGCCUCAUUGAUGGGCAAGUCCUGUGCCAACUCGAAGAGCUAAAUCAAGCAAAGGAGAUUAUUUCUGCUGUAUCAUCUACCACCAUCCCAGUGCUGGAUGCUCUGGCUCAAGGCACGAUAUCAGAAUCCAUGGCCAUCAGAGUCCUUGAGAUACUGCUUUCUACAGGCUUUCUAGUUAUUCCAGCCACAGGAGAACAGUUGACCCUCCAGAAGGCUUUCCAAGAGAACUUGGUUCCCUCAGCAUUGUUUUCUAAAGUCCUGGAAAGGCAAAACACGUGCAAAGAUCUUAUCGAUCCAUGUACCUCUGAGAAGGUGUCUUUAACAGAUAUUAUACAAAGAAGUAUUUUACAGGAAAACACUGGGAUGCGGCUUCUACCUGUGAGACCCCAAGAAGCAGGCAGAAUAACAUUAAAAUGUGGAAGAAACAUUAGCAUUUUAAGGGCAGCUCAUGAAGGUCUCAUAGACCGGGAAACCAUGUUUCGGUUAUUAGGCACUCAGCUUCUUUCUGGAGGUCUGAUCAGUUGCAACUCUGGUCAAAGAAUGACUGUUGAAGAAGCUAUGGCAGAAGGGGUGAUUGAUAGAGACACUGCUAACGGUAUUCUAACCUACCAGGUUCAAACAGGUGGAAUCAUCCACUCAAACCCUGCUAAACGUUUAACUGUAGAUGAAGCAGUCCAGUGCGAUUUGAUAACUUCGAGCAGUGCUCUUUUGGUACUGGAGGCUCAGCGAGGCUACGUGGGACUCAUUUGGCCUCACUCGGGUGAAAUAUUUCCCACAUCUUCUUCCUUGCAGCAAAAACUGAUUACAAAUGAAUUGGCAUACAAAAUCCUGAAUGGUAGGCAGAAAAUAGCUGCUCUGUAUAUUCCAGAAACUUCUCAAGUCAUUGGUUUGGAUGUUGCUCAGCAGCUAGGAAUUAUAGAUAAUAAUACAGCAUCGAUUUUAAAAAGUAUAAUACUUCCUGAUAAAAUGCCAGAUUUGGGAGAUUUAGAAGCUUGCAAAAAUGCCAGAAGAUGGCUCUCUUUUUGUAAAUUCCAACCAUCUACAGUCCAUGAUUACAGGCAAGAAGAGGAUGAUUUUGAUGGAGAAGAGCCAGUGGCAACUCAGAGCUCAGAACAAACUAAAAAAUUGUUCCUGUCUUAUUUGAUGAUAAAUAGCUACAUGGAUGCAAACACAGGGCAAAGACUUUUGCUGUAUGAUGGAGACUUGAACGAGGCUGUUGGUAUGCUACUGGAAGGCUGUAGUGCAGAAUUUGAUGAGGACACACCCAUAAAAGACUGUAUUGGUGUCUUAAGAAUCCCUGGUGAAUUGCUGAAUGAUACCCCAAGUAAAGAAAAGGAUGAAAGUAUAACUUCACCAACUGUUUUUGAUACAUGUCAUUGCAGAGGACCUAAACAUAAAGAAAUCCCUGGAAACAGAAAGCAUGCCUUAGACGAAGAGUUGAAUGAAAUGGGAAGUAAUGAUUUUAGGCGUGAAUUUUAUCAGUCAGGAAAGCUGGCAAAUAUAAUAGCAACAGAGCAUAAAGUUAAGAUUUCAUCCGGUGUGAAUGUUCCCAAUUCUAUAUCAUGUUUAACACAGCCUGGACUUGGAGAAGUUGGCAUGCUUAGCCAAGACUCUGAAAACUUACCUAAAAACUGUGAAAAUCAAAGUCAAGUUGAAACAAAUGAACAUGCAGAUGCAUGUAGUCAUUCUAAAAAUACUCAAAACUUUCCAAGUGAUUUGAUAACAGAUUCUAUUGUGAAAUCAAAAACUAGUAGAAUCUGUGAUUUUAAUGAAACAGAGAUUGAAGAUAAUAUAAAUAGAGAUUCAACCAUCUUUGACUAUUCUCCCAGGCUGAGUGCCUUGUUAAGUCAUGAUAAAUUGAAGAAUGACCAGGGAAGUUUUGAUGAUGUACCCACUAUGAAGGGCAAUGAAAAUACAUGUGAAGCCUCUGCUUUGCCAUUCAAUGACCAAACCGUGCCAUUGGGUAAAAAAAUGGGAGAAAAAUUGCAAAACCAAUUUCUGGGAAUAGCAGCUAUUAACAUCAGUUUGCAGGUAGAGCACUCUGGACAGAAAUCUUUAAAUAUUGGUUAUAAUGAUCCUCAGGGACAAUAUCACAGCAACAAAUAUAUUUCAGAUACUUAUGGCGAAGAUGAAAAAAUGAAUGCUGCUUCUCAGCAGGCACCUGAAGACAAGCAAAAUGAGUCUGAAGAGCGCUCACAUGCCACAGCUGCAAAGGGUGAUAUCGAUAAUGCCAACGCAUCUCAUGUUUGUGGCGCACCAUUGCUUGAAGAAACUGUUAGUGCUGGUGACUAUGAAACGUCACUACUGGAUGAUCAGCAGAGAGACACAGAAACAGACACUGAUAGCGAGGAUGAUUUUUAUGAUACCCCCUUGUUUGAAGAUGAUGACCAUGAUUCUCUGCUUCUUGAAGGUGAUGAUUGUGAUUGUCUGCAACCUGAGGACUAUGAUGCACUGCAAGAGGAAAAUGAUGGGGCUGCUUCUCCUGGUGAUGUUUUCUAUGAUGCUUCAAAAGGGAAUGAAAAUUCUACCGUGACUCAGGGGGUAUUACUUGAUAACUUAAGUAUCAGCGGAAAAGCACGGACUCCUCAGGAUGUUCUCAUAGCUAUGGAGAAAGCGGAAUUAGGUCCUGGUGAAAGAAUACAUUUAAAUUCAGUUGGCUCAUACAAGUACAAUGAACAGUUGCUGGAAACUGUGUCAGAAAGGGAAAGUGCAAGUAACCUUGAGGAUGAUGAGUCUGACUCAUUGACUGAUGAUGAAAUUGUAGGAAGAAAAGAGAGCUUCGGUGCAUCCUUAAUAUUUGAUGACACUGGCUGUUGGAGAGGAAGAGAAGAGUAUGUAACUGGACAAGAAUUUAGCUCUGAUACUGAUAUAAAUGAUUCUCUACAAAAUGAAGAAAGUUAUGGGGAUUUUAUAUAUGACAGUAAUGAUCAGGGUGAUGAUGAUGGAUAUGAUGAUGAGGAGGAGGAAGGAGUAGGACAUGAGAAUGAAAAGCCCGUGUGCCAAGAUGAGGCUGAUAGUAUGGAUGUCCUGCUGGGUGCUACCACAAUGAAUGAACCGGAAGCUGGCUAUGAAAAUCAAAGUAUUAAUAAAACAGUUCUGCUGGAUAAAAAGCACACUUCUAGUCCUUUAGAAAAACAGCAAAAUGUAAAUACUUUACAGCUAGAAUCAAGUAGUAAAAGUAGUUCAGUUACUGAAAGAAACAGUUUUCCAGAAUAUACAACUGAGGUUGUUAGAAAAAGCAAAGAAAAUCUGUUAAAUCAUGAGAUGGCCCUUAAAGAUAUGUUGCUGCCUAUCAGUAAAGACACUGAAUCAGAACACAACUUUAGCCCUGUAGGUAUUUUACAUAAUACUGAUACCACUUCAACUUCUGAAUUAGAUAGUGAGCUAAUGAACACAGAAGUUAAAUUUAUUCAAGGGCCAGAAUCUGCUGACUUUGGGAAAGGUGAUAAAUAUUUUGAGAAUGUGAUGCAUCAAGUUGACUUAUCUCUUGAUGAAAUCGUUUGUUCUGAGCCUGAUUUAAUAGGAAGACCUGCUGAGGAAAGCCAUUUGUCAUCCGUGGUCCCUGUAACUGAUAAAGAUCAUCAAGGAAAUGGAAGAGAUCUAAUUAAAAAGAGAGAUGACAAAAGCAAUAUACUAAUAGAAGAUGAAACAUCAAUUCAUAAAAUGCGGUCAGGUGAAGGAGAAGGGCUUAUAGAAGGUCUAAUAGAAGAUAACAAAUAUCUCAAACUUUUGCCUGGUAAAAGUACAAGGGAGAGUCUUGAUUUAGUCAAUAGUCAGUUUCCACAAAUCACAAACAAUGAAGAACAUACUCAGAAUGGAAGCCUUAAAAAAGCAACCGUAACUUUUAAAGAUGAACCAAAGAAUCUACAAACAGUGGUUAUUAAAAGUCCUGUUCAAUUUGAGAAUCUUGAAGAAAUAUUUGACUCAUCAGUUUCCAAAGUGAUCCAUGACAUUACUUCAGAUGUUACAUUGUCUGAAGGGAAUACAAGUACUGAGAAAGAGCCCUUCACCGAUGGACCUGAGAAAAAGCUUGAUCUGUUUACUUGUUUAAAAGAUUGUGCAAAAAAUGUAACAGCAAAAGAUGUCCUGAAACCAAGUGAAGAUAUUCCAAGGUCUAUCCUAGUAGCUUCCCCUCCCAUGAAAGAACACUUAGAAUUAGGAGUUGAUAAUGCAAAAGAAAAGGCAACCCUAACCCAAGAAGGCUCACCUGUAAAUGAGAUGGUUCAACAGCAUGAUCUUUAUACUAAAGGUGUCUCAGAAGGAGGAUUGGAAUUUCCUCAGUUCACACCAGAAAGAAACGAAAGCACACUUUCAAUCUUACCUCUUAGAAAUGUGGAAGGCCUUGGGGAAAAUACUGAUAUUGGGCAGCUGGGACUCUGUGCAAAUGGAAUAAGAAGUGAUAACUCCAGUCACACUUCAAGCACUGGCUACUCCUUCUUAGAAAUGAACAAAAACAAAGAAAUAAUUGAGCAACAACCACGAAAAGAACAAGCCUUGUCUCCAGGAUUCCAAGAAAAGGAGGUUCAGAUUCCUGAAUUAUCUCAGGUACUUGUUGAGGAUGUAAAGGGCAUCUUAAACAGUAGAUUGAAGGAAGGUCAUACAAAUCCUCAAGAGGUUGGAGAACCUUCAGCCUGUGCAGACACUAAAAUUUUAAUUCAAAGUUUAAUUAAAAGGGUUAGCACAUCACAGUUGGUGAAUGAGGCAUCCAAUGUGCCCAGCGACUCAAAGAUCAGUGACACUAUGGGAGUCUCCCACCUGAAGAACUCACCAGAACUAAGAGCAGAGUUUAGAGACGAUCCAUUGUGCAUUGCAAAUCUUAAGCCUGAGCUUCUCCUUGAUAUACUUAAGCAGAAUCAGUAUAGCCCAAAAGUUAUAGGAGCAUUUGAAUUGAUGAAAGAAUUAACUCAGAUGGAGUAUGAUCUAGAGGAAAGAGGUAUUAAAUCGAAAGUACUUCCACUGCAACUUGAAAAUAUUUUCUACAAGCUGCUUGCUGAUGGAUAUUCAGAGAAAGCAGAACUGGCGGGAGACUUAAAUCAAAGAGCAUCUCCUACUUCUGAGAUGGUAGAUGAAAAGCCACACAUUCUUGAUGAUCUUAAAAGCAAAGAAGGAAACCAUGGUCCCCUUAAUUUACAAAAUAUCAAAGAAAUUGGACAAGAAACCUCUACUGUCUGUGCAUCAGCCUUGCCAAAAGGUGAGAAGCUGGAGGAGCAAUGCAAUGAUUUCCCAAACUAUUUGGGAUGCAUUUCAAGGUCAAAAGAAAUGACUUCUGGCGAUAACUCAAUGGAACAAUUUUCCAGUGAGUUACAGCAGUGUCUACAGCACACGUCAAAAAUGCAGGAAUAUUUGGCUUUGCUUCAAGAUAUGAAACCCCCUAUAGACAACCCAGAGCCUCUGGAUAACAAUCUGGAAGCUUUGAAGUAUCAGCUUAAACAGUUAGAGACAUUUGAAUUGGGAUUGGCUCCAAUUGCUGUUAUUUUAAGAAAAGACAUGAAGUUGGCAGAAGAGUUUUUAAAGUCCCUUCCCAGUGACUUCCCCAAAGGACAUCUUGAGGACUUGAGUAGAAGCCACCAAAGUUUACAGAAUGCCUUCUCUUCACUCGGCAACGUGUCUUCAGAAAGAAUGAAACACAUCAUGCUCGCAAUUGACUGUGAAAUGUCAAAACUAGCAGUUUCCCAUGAAGAAUUUCUGUAUAAACUUAAGUCGUUCUCGCAUUGGAUAUCAGAGAAGAGCAAAUCUGUGAAGGAUAUGGAGACUGCGAAUGUUCAAGAUACCGAAUAUAUAAAGAAAAGUUUGGAGUUUCUCAAGAAUGUGUUAAAAGACCUCGGACAUACCAAAAUGCAGCUGGAGACCACGGCCUUCGAUGUGCAGUUCUUCAUUUCUGAAUAUGCACAAGAUCUGUCUCCCAACCAGAGCAAACAACUGCUGAGGCUCUUAAAUACAACUCAGAAGUGUUUUCUUGAUGUACAGGAAUCAGUAACCACCCAGGUGGAACAUUUAGAGACUCAGUUACAGCUAGAACAAGACCUUGGUGAUCAGAAGAUGGUGGCAGAGCGUCAGCAGGAAUACAAACAGAAACUUCAAGGGAUAUGUGAUCUCCUUACACAAACUGAAAAUCGCCUGAUUGGUCACCAGGAAGCCUUCGUGAUUGGAGAUGGCACAGUUGAAUUAAAGAAGUACCAGUCCAAGCAAGAGGAAUUACAGAAAGAUAUGCAAGGAAGUGCACAGGCUUUGACAGAAAUAAUGAAAACCACAGAGAACUUCUUAAAAGAGAAUGGCGAAAAGCUGUCACAAGAAGAUAAGGCUUUGAUUGAACAGAAACUUAACGAAGCUAAGAUAAAGUGUGAACAGCUUAAUUUAAAGGCAGAACAGUCAAAAAAGGAGCUGGAUAAAGUCAUGACAACAGCCAUCAAGGAAGAAACUGAAAAGGUUGCAGCUGAGAAGCAGCUGGAAGAGAGCAAAAACAAAAUAGAGAACCUUUUGGACUGGUUGUCAAAUGUUGACAAAGACUCAGAAAGGGUGGGACUGAAACAGACACAGGUGAUUGAACAGAAUGGGACUCAUUUUCAAGAAGGUGAUGGCAAGUCGGCGAUUGGAGAAGAGGAUGAAGUUAAUGGUAACCUGUUGGAAAUGGAUGUUGAUGGGCCAGUUGGAACCACUGAGGAGAACCUGAACCAGCAAUACCAGAAAGUGAAGGCCCAGCACGAGAGGAUCACCUCUCAGCACCAAGCUGUCCUCAUGGCUACUCAGUCCGCACAAGCCUUGCUCGAGAAACAGGGUCACUAUCUCUCUCCUGAGGAAAAAGAGAAACUGCAAAAGAACAUGAAAGAGCUGAAAGCGCAUUACGAGACUGCGCUGGCUGAGUCGGAAAAGAAAAUGAAAUUAACGCAUUCUCUGCAGGAAGAGUUAGAAAAGUUUGAUGCCGAUUACAGCGAGUUUGAACACUGGCUGCAGCAGUCAGAACAAGAGCUUGAAAACCUGGAGGCUGGUGCCGAUGACUUAAAUGGCUUAAUGACCAAGCUGAAGCGGCAGAAGAGUUUCUCAGAAGAUGUGAUUUCUCACAAAGGUGAUUUGAGGUACAUCACAAUUUCUGGAAACAGAGUGUUAGAAGCAGCCAAAUCUUGCAGUAAAAGAGAUGGCAGUGGGAAGGCUGACCAGGAUAACAUUGACACUUCUUCAACUCACCGAGAGGUCCAGAACAAAUUGGAUCAUGCUACUGAUCGGUUCAGGUCUCUCUACUCUAAGUUUGCUAUAUCCCUGGCACCUACAACAGUACCUGGCCCAUCAUCAGUAUGCAAUGACAUUGUUGGAAGAUAUGAUGAUCUUUCCAAGUCUGUUAACGAACGAAAUGAAAAACUCCAGAUAACCCUGACCCGCUCGCUGAGCGUGCAGGAUGGCCUGGAUGAAAUGCUCGACUGGAUGGGAAGUGUGGAAAGUUCUCUCAAAGAACAAGGUCAAGUGCCCUUGAACUCCGCUGCUCUUCAGGAUAUCAUCAGUAAAAACAUUAUGUUGGAACAGGAUAUCGCAAGUCGUCAGAGCAGUAUAAAUGCCAUGAAUGAAAAAGUGAAGAAAUUUAUGGAAACAACUGACCCAUCCACUGCAUCCUCCCUGCAAGCCAAAAUGAAGGACUUGUCCGUUCGUUUUUCAGAAGCAGGUCAUAAACACAAAGAAAAACUUACCAAAAUGGAGGAGCUAAAAACCAAAGUAGAACUGUUUGAGAACCUCUCAGAAAAGCUUCAGACAUUUUUAGAGACAAAAACUCAGGCUCUCACUGAGGCAGAUGUGCCAGGCAAAGAUGUUACUGAAUUAUCUCAGUAUAUGCAGGAAUCUACUUCUGAAUUCUUAGAACAUAAGAAAGACCUUGAAGUUCUACAGAGUCUCUUGAAGGAGAUAUCCAGCCAUGGCUUGCCAGGUGAUAAGGCUCUGGUUUUUGAAAAAACAAAUAAUUUGUCAAAGAAAUUCAAAGAAAUGGAGGAUACCAUCACAGAAAAAAAAGAAGCUGUCUCCUCUUGUCAGGAACAGAUGGAUGCUUUCCAAGUCCUUGUUAAAUCAUUAAAGUCAUGGAUAAAAGAAACAACGGAAAGAGUUCCCAUUGUGCAGCCUUCUUUUGGUGCAGAAGAUUUAGGAAAAUCUUUGGAAGAAACUAAGAAAUUACAAGAACAGUGGAGCUUAAAAACACCAGAGAUUCAGAAAGUAAACAACAGUGGGAUCUCACUAUGUAACCUCAUAAGUGCGGUGACUACCCCUGCAAAGGCAAUAGCAGCAGUUAAAUCAGGUGGCGUAAUAUUAAAUGGUGAAGGAACAAUGACAGAUACUCAGGAAAUUUUAGCAAGUAAAGGAUUAACAUCUAUUAAAAAGGAUAUGACUGACAUAAGCCAUGGGUAUGAAGAUCUUGGCCUCUUACUUAAGGACAAAAUAGCUGAACUGAAUACUAAACUCACCAAAUUGCAAAAGGCUCAGGAAGAAUCGAGUGCAAUGAUGCAGUGGUUACAGACGAUGAACAAAACUGCAACAAAAUGGCAUCAGGCACCUACACCUACAGAUACUGAAGCUGUGAAGACUCAGGUGGAGCAGAAUAAGUCGUUUGAGGCAGAACUGAAGCAAAAUGUCAACAAAGUGCAGGAGUUGAAAGACAAAUUGACAGAGCUGUUGGAGCAGAACCCGGAUACUCCUGAGGCCCCGAAAUGGAAGCAGAUGUUGAUGGAAAUAGAUUCUAAGUGGCAAGAACUCAAUCAACUAACAGUGGAUAGACAACAAAAACUGGAAGAAUCCUCUAAUAAUCUAACUCAAUUCCAGACUGUAGAGGCUCAGUUAAAACAGUGGCUUGUGGAAAAGGAACUGAUGGUCAGUGUACUUGGGCCUCUGUCCAUUGACCCAAAUAUGCUAAACACACAAAGGCAGCAGGUACAGAUUCUGCUGCAAGAAUUUGACACUCGGAAACCUCAAUAUGAGCAGCUCACAGCAGCUGGUCAAGGUAUUCUGAGCCGACCUGGUGAACAUCCUUCUUUCCAUGGGCUUGUGAAAGAGCAACUGGCAGCUGUGACCCAAAAAUGGGACAGCCUAACAGGACAAUUGAGUGACAGAUGUGACUGGAUCGACCAAGCCAUUGUUAAAAGCACACAGUAUCAAAGCUUGCUGAGAAGCCUUUCUGAUAAACUGAGCGAUUUGGACAAUAAACUCAGCAGCAGUGUGGCUGUGAGCACACAGCCUGACGCUAUGAACCAGCAGUUGGAAACAGCCCAAAAAAUGAAGCAGGAAAUAGAGCAGGAAAUGGAGCAGAUAAAAGUGGCCCAGACCCUCUGUGAGGAUUUGUCAGCACUAGUUAAAGAAGAGUACUUGAAAGCAGAACUCAGUAGGCAACUAGAAGGCAUCUUAAAAUCAUUUAAGGAUAUCCAACAAAAAGCAGAGAAUCAUGUCCAGCACCUCCAGUCAGCCUGUGCCAGCUCUCAUCAAUUCCAGCAAAUGUCGCGAGAUUUUCAGGCGUGGCUGGAUACAAAGAAAGAAGAGCUAAACAAGUCUCACCCAAUAUCAGCCAAACUCGAUGUCUUGGAGUCAUUAAUUAAAUAUCAAACAGACUUUAGUAAAACUUUGACUGCUCAAGCUAGUGUUUAUGAAAAAACCAUUGCAGAAGGUGAAAAUCUGUUGUUAAAAACACAAGGAUCUGAGAAGGCAGCCUUACAGUCACAACUUAACACAAUUAAAACCAACUGGGAUGGAUUUAAUAAGCAGGUGAAAGAAAGAGAAGACAAAGUAAAAGAUUCAUUGGAAAAAGCACUCAAAUAUAAGGAGCACGUAGAGACUCUCCGGCCCUGGAUAGACAAAUGUCAAAAUAACGUGGAGGAAAUAAAAUUUUGCUUGGACCCUGCUGAAACCGAGAAGUCUAUUGCCAAGUUCAAGUCUCUGCAGAAGGAGAUAGACCAGCGCUUUGGGAUGGUAGAAUUGCUAAACAAUGCAGCCAAUAGCUUGCUCAGUGUCUGUGAGAUCGAUAAAGAGGUGGUUACAGAUGAGGCUAAGUCACUGAACCAGAAGGUAGACAUGGUCACUGAGCAACUUCACAGUAAGAAAUUGUCUCUGGAGAGCAUGGCCCAGAAAUUGAAAGAAUUUCAAGAAGUGUCCAAAGAAACUAAGAGGCAGCUUCAGUGUGCAAAGGAACAGCUAGACGUCCAUGAUUCUCUGGGACCCCAGGCUUACAGCAACAAGUACCUGACCAUGUUGCAGACUCAGCAGAAAUCACUGCAGACCCUGAAGCAGCAGGUAGAUUUGGCCAAAGGACUUGCGCAGGACCUCGUGGCAGACGCCUCAGACUCAAAGGGGACCUCUGAUGUUUUAUUACAAGCAGAAGCCUUAGCUCAAGAGCAUAGUGCAUUAAGUCAGCAGGUUGAUGAAAAGUGUUCAUUCUUAGAAACCAAGCUUCAGGGCAUUGGGCAUUUUCAGAAUACCAUCCGAGAAAUGUUUUCUCAGUUUGCAGAGUUUGAUGACGAACUGGAUAGCAUGGCUCCAGUGGGGAGAGAUGUAGAAACAUUGCAACAUCAAAAGGAGGCUAUUACAGCCUUUCUGAAGAAACUGGAAGCCUUCAUCGCUAGCAACGACAAUGCCAAUAAAACCUGUAAGAUGAUGCUGGCCACAGAAGAAACCUCCCCUGAUCUUGUUGGAAUCAAAAGGGACUUGGAGGCUUUAAGCAAACAGUGCAACAAGUUGCUGGACCGAGCACAAGCCAGAGAAGAGCAGGUUGAAGGGACGAUUGAGCGCCUUGGAGAAUUCUAUAGCAAAUUGAAGGAAUUUUCUACUCUGCUUCAGAAGGCAGAAGAGCACGAAGAGGCUCAAGGCCCCGUCGCUAUGGAAACAGAGACAAUCAACCAACAGCUUAAUGUGUUCAAGGUGUUUCAGAAAGAGGAGAUUGAACCCUUGCAGGUGAAGCAGCAGGACGUGAACUGGUUAGGUCAAGGCCUGAUUCAGAGUGCUGCCAAAAGUACCAACACCGAGGGUUUGGAGCAUGACCUGGACGAUGUCAAUGCAAGGUGGAAGACCCUCAAUAAGAAGGUGGCCCAGCGAGCAGCCCAGCUCCAGGAGGCCCUGCUGCAUUGUGGGAGGUUCCAGGAUGCUCUGGAGUCCCUGCUCAGCUGGAUGCAGGACACCGAGGAGCUUGUGGCCAAUCAGAAACCACCAUCAGCUGAGUUCAAAGUGGUGAAGGCCCAGAUACAAGAGCAAAAGCUUCUCCAAAGAUUGUUGGAUGACCGCAAAUCUACUGUGGAGGUAAUCAAACGGGAAGGAGAAAAAAUUGCUGCCACAGCAGAACCUGCAGAUAAAGUAAAGAUUUUGAAACAGCUGAGUCUCUUGGAUAGUAGAUGGGAGGCCUUGCUUAAUAAAGCUGAAAUGAGGAACCGUCAGUUGGAAGGUAUCUCGGUGGUAGCACAGCAAUUUCAUGAAACCUUAGAACCACUGAAUGAGUGGCUUACAACCAUAGAAAAGAGGCUGGCGAAUUGUGAGCCCAUAGGAACCCAAGCGUCUAAACUUGAGGAACAAAUUGCACAGCACAAAGCCUUAGAAGAUGACAUCAUCAAUCACAAUAAACUCUUACACCAGGCUGUUAGCAUUGGCCAAUCCUUAAAGGUUUUGAGCUCCAGGGAGGAUAAAGAUAUGGUGCAGAGUAAAUUAGACUCCUCUCAAGUGUGGUACAUUGAGAUUCAAGAGAAAAGUCACAGCAGGUCUGAGCUCCUCCAGCAGGCCUUAUGUAAUGCUAAGAUUUUUGGGGAAGAUGAAGUCGAGCUGAUGAAUUGGCUGAAUGAAGUACAUGGCAAACUGAGCACGCUCUCAGUCCACGAUUACAGCACUGAGGGGCUGUGGGAGCAACAGUCUGAACUUCGGGUUCUGCAAGAAGACAUACUCCUCAGAAAACAAAGUGUAGAUCAGGCAUUGCUAAAUGGUUUAGAACUACUUAAACAAACAACAGGUGAUGAAGUUUUAAUAAUUCAAGAUAAAUUGGAAGCCAUUAAAGCAAGGUACAAAGACAUUACUAAAUUGAGCACGGAUGUAGCCAAGACCCUGGAACAGGCAUUGCAGCUCGCACAGCGGCUGCACUCCACACACGAGGAACUCUGCACCUGGCUGGACACAGUGGAGGUGGAACUGCUUUCAUACGAAACUCAGGUUCUGAAGGGAGAAGCCGCGAGCCAGGCCCACGUGAGACAAAAAGAGCUGAAAAAGGAAGCUAAAAACAACAAAGCCUUAUUGGAUUGCCUUAACGAAGUGAGCAGUGCUUUACUGGAACUGGUACCAUGGAGGGCGAGGGAAGGACUUGAAAAAAUGGUGGCCGAGGACAAUGAGCGCUACCGAUUAGUGAAUGACACCAUCACUCAGAAGGUGGAGGAGAUUGAUGCUGCCAUUCUGAGGUCACAGCAGUUUGACCAAGCAGCUGAUGCUGAGUUAUCCUGGAUCACUGAAACUGAAAAGAAAUUGAUGUCUCUGGGCGACAUCAGGCUUGAGCAAGACCAGACCUCUGCUCAGCUGCAGGUUCAAAAGACAUUCACCAUGGAGAUUUUGAGACACAAGGAUAUUAUUGAUGAACUUGUGAAAUCUGGACAUAAAAUCAUGACCACAUUCAGUGAAGAGGAAAAGCAAUCAAUGAAGAAAAAACUGGACAAGGUAUUGAAGAACUAUGACACCAUCUGCCAGAUCAACUCAGAGAGGUAUCUACAGCUAGAACGGGCACAGUCCCUCGUUAACCAGUUCUGGGAAACAUACGAAGAACUUUGGCCAUGGCUGACAGAAACACAAAGAAUCAUCUCUCAGCUUCCUGCCCCAGCCCUUGAGUAUGAAACUCUAAGACAACAGCAGGAGGCACAUCGGCAACUACGAGAGUUGAUAGCCGAACACAAGCCUCAUAUAGAUAAGAUGAACAAAACUGGGCCGCAGUUACUGGAAUUGAGCCCAGAGGAAGGCUUUUCUAUCCAGGAGAAGUAUGUGGCAGCUGACACUCUUUACAGUCAAAUUAAAGAAGAUGUCAAAAAGCGAGCUGUGGCACUGGAUGAAGCCAUUUCUCAAUCUACUCAGGUAAUCGCAAUAUUCGACUGGGUAGAUAUUGCAGGUGGUAAAUUAGCUUCAAUGUCUCCCAUCGGAACAGAUCUUGAAACUGUAAAGCAACAGAUUGAAGAGCUAAAG